GUGUCAUUUCCGGUAUCUACCGGAAGUCACUCGGUGGAGCCAAAUUUGAAGGAAGUGGAUUCGUGGAGGUGCGGCCGCCAAACAGGACUUGUCUUUGUUUCCUUGGCUACCUGAGCCGCUUGAGUCGAGACGUCAUGCCUAUCCGUGCUCUGUGCACCAUCUGCUCCGAUUUCUUCGAUCACUCGCGUGACGUGGCUGCCAUUCACUGCGGCCACACUUUUCAUCUGCAGUGCCUAAUUCAGUGGUUCGAGACAGCACCGAGUCGGACCUGUCCACAAUGCAGGAUCCAGGUUGGCAAAAGAACUAUUAUCAAUAAACUCUUCUUUGACCUUGCCCAGGAAGAGGAGAGUGUCUUGGAUGCAGAAUUCUUAAAGAAUGAACUGGACAGUAUCAGAGCCCAGCUUUCCCAGAAAGAGAGGGAGGAACGGGACAGCCAGGCCAUCAUCGACACUCUGCGGAACACACUGGAAGAACGCAAUGCCACUGUGGAAUCUCUGCAGAAGGCCUUAGACAAGGAGGAGAUGCUGUGCUCCACUCUUAAAAAGCAGAUGAAAUACUUGGAACAGCAGCAGGAUGAAACUAAACAAGCUCGGGAGGAGGCCCACCAACUCAGAAGCAAGAUGAAGACCAUGGAGAAAAUUGAGCUCCUACUCCACAGCCAUCGGUCUGAGGUGGAAGAGAUGAUCCAAGACAUGGGUGUGGGACAGUCAGCGGUGGAGCAGCUGGCUGUGUACUGUGUGUCCCUCAAGAAAGAGUAUGAGAAUUUGAAGGAAGCCCGGAAGGCCUCAGGGGAGCUGGCUGACAAGUUGAGGAAGGACUUGGCUUCCUCUAGGAGCAAGUUGCAGACAGUCUAUUCUGAACUAGAUCAGGCCAAGUUAGAGCUGAAGUCAACCCAGAAAGACUUACAGAGUGCCGACAAGGAAAUCAUGAGCCUAAGAAAGAAGCUAACAAUGUUGCAGGAAACCUUGAACCUGCCUCCAGUGGACAGUGAGACCGUCAACCGCUUGGUUUUAGAGAGCCCAGCCCCUGUGGAGAUGUUGAAUCCAAAGCUCUGUCGGCCAUCUUUCAGCGAUGAGAUUGACCUCAAUGCCACCUUUGAUGUAGAUACCCCUCCAGCCUGGCCCUCUAGCUCCCAGCAUGGCUACUCCAAGAAGCUCUGCCAGGAGAAAGCUCACUCUCCUGUGCAGGAUGUCCUCAAGAAAAUGCCCAAAGUCUCCAAGCAGGAGUCCCAGCUCUCACUGGGUGGCCAGCGCUGUACAGGAGAGCCAGAUGAGGAACUGGCUGGUGCCUUCCCUCCCUUCAUCCGGAAUGCUAUCCUGGGUCAGAAACAGCCCAAGAGGGCCACAGCAGAGUCUAGUCGCAGUACAGAUGUGGUAAGAAUAGGCUUCGAUGGGCUUGGAGGCCGAACAAAGUUCAUUAGAUCUAGGGACACAGCUACUAUUUGCCCACUGCCUGUUAAAUCCAAGGCCAAGGGUAAGCAGAGAGUGCGGAUAAGGACUACGAAUUCUCCCUCCCAAGCCAAGUUGGAUACUUUUCUGUGGCAGUGAAAACUGAGUGAACAGUGACCAGAUUCAUGUUUCCAAUUAGUAGGCUAAGACCUGGCCAAGCCAGGAGUGUUUUGCAACAUGGCUUCUCUUCCUGGACCAGUGCAAGAGUGACACCCAGAAACUGUACUUCUGUGCUCACUUUGCCCUUCCCAACUUCACCACACUGGACUUAAAACUCUGGGAGCUGACACAACUGAGUCCCAUCAGCAGGGCCUGCUUCUGAUUGUGAGCUCCUGCUUUAUAGCCACAACCAGAUGUGGCUGGGUUCCUUCUGGUCCUGUAGACCAGGGUCAUUUUGACCCUAAAAGUGCUUAAGGAUUCUAGGCAGGCUAGUCUGAGCAGCCACCUGCCUCCAACUUGCUGCUGGGAAUGGGGGAUGAUGAUAAGGAAAGGAUGGGCAUUUGUGAUAGGAAAAGGAUGCAGAAUUGCUAUAAGAGUUCCAUGUGAAAUAAAAAAGCAUCUUUCUUCCUG
Messenger RNA from Nannospalax galili (Upper Galilee mountains blind mole rat), 2018 nucleotides. It is a transcript of the gene Traip, whose product is annotated as TRAF interacting protein. The record is from RefSeq and is a predicted model, not a curated record. The coding region runs from base 135 to 1547 and encodes 470 amino acids. NCBI's taxonomy places the organism in Eukaryota, Metazoa, Chordata, Mammalia, Rodentia, Spalacidae. The transcript has 15 exons.